UUGGAGGAAUGGAGGGCCUCGUCAAGCAGCUGCUGAGACCUCAGGACGACGACGGGGGAUCGACACAAGCGGCUGCAUACGCGUUGGGCAACCUCGCGGCCUCGUACCGUGAGAAUCAGGACAAGAUCUCGGCAUGUGGGGGGGUGGAGGCUCUGACGAACCUCGUGGACCCGAAGCUGCCGCUGGCGGUGCAGCAGGCAGCGUGUCUGUCUCUGUGUAGCGUGUUGGCGGACAACCCAGCCAACAUCAAGAGGUUGUUGAGGUACAAGGGGAAGGAGGACGAGGAGGACGAGCUUGUACGACGAUGCGGAGGCAUCGGGAAGCUUCUGGUUUUGAUCAGGGACAUCAAGCCGAACGCAGCGAAGAUCCAAGCAGGAGAAGAAGACCUCUGGGAGGAGAUCGCGUUCACAUACGAGGCCGCCAUUCAAGCUGUUUCUGCUUCUGCUUUCAUCAACCCUGGAGGGUUGUUCUCCAUCGGAAGAUCAACAGUGAGACAGGUGGCCAUCGCCAUGGGCAGAGCUGGUCUCAGGAUAAUCGAAGAUGUAUGUGACCUGCCGGUCAACCCGAAGAAAGGGGGGAAGAGAGCAACACAGGAGACGAUUCGUUGUGCAAGGUUGUGCCAUGAAGCAUUAUCGUAUGCGUUUGAAAACUGAUCAGUUGACACAUUUAAAUGUUACAAUUAGAGGUGAUUGAGAUUAAAGGUUUUUGACG
Guillardia theta CCMP2712 is the source of this 711-nucleotide messenger RNA. RefSeq lists its product as hypothetical. Bases 9 to 653 code for a protein of 214 amino acids. The transcript has 7 exons. The record is from RefSeq and is a predicted model, not a curated record. NCBI's taxonomy places the organism in Eukaryota, Cryptophyceae, Pyrenomonadales, Geminigeraceae.